Messenger RNA from Plutella xylostella (diamondback moth), 1247 nucleotides. NCBI's taxonomy places the organism in Eukaryota, Metazoa, Arthropoda, Insecta, Lepidoptera, Plutellidae. The record is from RefSeq and is a predicted model, not a curated record.
CACCUGCGCUCGCGACUCGACCAGCCAGUUACAUACUACACGCGGACAAACACUGACGCUUCCAAUUUCAAAAAAGAAGAAAAACGCGCCUUUUUAAAUUUCGAACUCUAAUUGUGUGUGCACCAGAACUGCAAUACCGGCUGGCGAGAUAUUUGUUCCUAUUUACCAAGCGAGCCAUCAGAAUGAUAACUAGCCGGCAUUGGGCGGGCGUCAUCGUUGGCGCCUUAUACCUGGCCAGUAUCGCUUCCUGCGCACAGGUCGAGGACCCUUGCAAGACCAAGACUCGCAUAGUCGCAGAUAACAAGUAUUGUGACAAGUACUGGGAGUGCGACAACGGGCAGGCGGUCCAGUACGACUGUCCUAAUGGACUGGUGUUCGCGGGGAAGCACAGGGGAGUGACGGAGGGGUGCGACUACCCGUGGCGGUCUAAUUAUUGCGAGUACCCGAAGGUUCAGAUAAACCCGCCCAUCGGCACGGAGCACUGCGACUGGCUGUACGGCAUCUUCGGGCACGAGACGUCGUGCACGCGCUACUGGACGUGCUGGAACGGCACCGCCACGGAGCAGCUCUGCAUCGGCGGGCUGCUGUACAAUGAGAACGCGCACUCCUGCGAUUGGCCCGAGAACGUGGACGGCUGUCAGAAACAUCCUCUCUGCAACGACGACGCCAACGGCAACGUGCCGCUGGGCAAGUCCUGCAACCGCUACUGGCAGUGCCAGGGCGGCUACCCGCGCCUGCAGCGAUGCCCCGCCAUGCUGGUCUUCGACAGACGGUCCCUGCGCUGCGUGGUGCCGCCCACGGAGGACUGCGACGUGCCCACCACCACCGCACCGCCGCCGGAGGAGGACGACAACGUGCCGCAGAACCAGCGACAGAACCAGCAGCAGAAGCAGCAGCAGCAGCAGCAGCGGCGGCAGCAGGACGAGUACCAGGAGAACCACCAGGGCGGCCGGCGACAGAACUAGACCGCCAGGGGCCUAGUAAAGUGAUUCUCACCGUGCGAGCAGUGAAGAGUAAAAGUAUGUCUGUAUUGCGCUGAUCAAAUACAGAAUCUUCUAGGCUAGUACGGGGUACAAGAGGCGCAGGUCAAGAUGUGACAAAACAAAAGUUCUCCGUCGCGCUCGCUUCCGAGGCCGCGCGAUGUGAUUACCCGAUGCAAAACUUUUCACACUUCUUGACGUGCGCAUUUUGCGGCCCGUGCUAGCCCUACAGGAAUCUACAGCGCGUGCACCACUACAAAACCGUAU